AUGGCCUGCGCCGCUCAUACCCUCUGCCAGACUGUGGGCAGCAAUGCAAGCUACCUAGAUUAUGUUCCGACGACACAACCACUCGACCACGCUGGCAGUAACGAUCCGAUAAAACAUCCUGAACACCAGCACACGGAUAGUCUGCCACCUACAAACGUAACAAUGAAGAGCUUUCGAAGUUCUGACGACAUCAGUUCGUUGCAUGCGAACGAAGCGAGAGUUGAGCUAGACCAUUUUGCUCGCGGUAGUUCACUGCCGGCCAACGAAGAGUGGACGGAACAACCACUACUCAAUUAUGGCGAAAUCGAGAUGAAUGAGGCACCUCAACACCCUCACCCGAAUAUCCUCUUGCCAGAUAUCGAAGCACAGGCAACGGAAAGACAAGACCCCAGUGACACCAGGAGGACGGUCAUCGCUUCACCAGCCGUCCAGUCUAAGGAGCACUUUCCAACAGUACUCAGUCGCAUCGAGAUCAAAUGUAAGCAAUUCUCUCAUUAUAUGAGUCGUGUUGGGUCAAAGAGCUGGACGGUGGAGAUCUGCAGUUACUUCAUCGCGAUCCUGGCCCUUGCUGGACUUGUCGCAACGCUCUCAGCGCAUCAAAGCAAGCCGCUCCCUCAAUGGCCACAGCUAGUCACGAUAAACUCAAUCAUAUCUUUGCUCUCCUUGAUCAUGAGAGCCUGUGUAGGGAUUGUUCUCGCAGAAGGCAUCAGCCAGUGCAAGUGGAAUUGGUAUAGGAAACAAAAGAAACUGGAUCAUAUUGAGCGAUUGGACUCUGCCAGCCGUGGUUCUUGGGGCUCAUUUACUUUGCUGUUCUACUUCAGACUAAGGCAAGCAUAUUACUUUUGCGAGGAUAUUACUACGCAAAUCCAUAUUGUAAACGAAACUGAGGUUGAAAGUUCCAACCCAUACACGCAAGUGUUCUUGGGGUUGGACUAUGGCCAAGACUAG
Molecule: messenger RNA, 948 nt
Organism: Boeremia exigua
Lineage: Eukaryota; Fungi; Ascomycota; Dothideomycetes; Pleosporales; Didymellaceae
Exons: 4
Coding region: 1-948 (315 amino acids)
Source: RefSeq, a predicted model, not a curated record